Molecule: messenger RNA, 2756 nt
Organism: Stegostoma tigrinum
Lineage: Eukaryota; Metazoa; Chordata; Chondrichthyes; Orectolobiformes; Stegostomatidae
Gene: mrm2
Product: mitochondrial rRNA methyltransferase 2
Exons: 3
Coding region: 119-817 (232 amino acids)
Biological process (GO): RNA methylation
Cellular component (GO): mitochondrion
Molecular function (GO): rRNA (uridine-2'-O-ribose)-methyltransferase activity
Source: RefSeq, a predicted model, not a curated record
CUCAGUCAGAAAACCGAAUAAUUUGGCUUUGGAGGGCCGCUAAAGGAGGGGAGGGAUUGAGAUAUUUAGGGAGGAAAAUUACGGAGAUUGUGACCCGGACAGCUGAAGACAGGGUGACAUGAUUUCUUGGGUCCGACAUUGUCUGUUUCACACAACAGUGCAACAGCUGAAAAAAACACCAGCUGAACAGAGGUGGUUAACAAGACAACUGAGGGACCCAUAUGUGAAAGCUGCCCGACAACAAAAUUUCCGUUGUCGGAGUGCUUUUAAGCUGCUGGAGAUUGAUGAGAAGCAUAACAUCCUGAGGCCUGGGAUCAGUGUGCUUGAUUGCGGUGCAGCCCCAGGCGCCUGGAGCCAGGUUGCGGUUGACAGGGUCAAUGCCACUGGCUCUGAUCCAGACGCUCCUGUGGGUUUUGUAGUGGGUGUGGAUCGAUUACACAUAGCCCCUCUUGAUGGCGCUGUGUUCCUGCCUCACUCUGAUCUCCUGGAGCCCACCAUUCAAGCUCAAAUCCAGAAAUCCCUGCCAACGGGAAUGGCUGAGGUGAUCCUCAGUGAUAUGGCACCAAAUGCCAGUGGCAUCCGUGAACUGGACCAGCAGCAACUGGCUGAGCUAUGCUUGUGUGUUGUGGGACUGGCCAGGAGGGUCCUGAGUCCUGGUGGCACCUUGCUUUGUAAAUUCUGGGAUGGCACUAACAGCCGCUUCAUCCAAAAGAGACUCUCAGAAUUGUUUAGAGAUGUGAAGACUUUGAAGCUGGCUGCAAGUAGGAAGGAGUCAUCAGAGAUCUACUUUUUAGCAAAGCACUACAGGAAAAGUUGAUGGUGCAGAGUGACUGUUUAUGUUUAAGGAAAUUUCUGUGGCAAUCUAACAAUUUUUGAGAGAGUUUGCUUAUUUACAUUUACUCCCUAUCCUUCUAUCAACUUUUGCCCCUUAUGCUCAGGCUGACAGUGCACCACUUGGUUAGAGUGGGAAAAAAAUGCAUUUCUAGAAUGUCCUGACCACUGAACCUUUGUUAUAAAUCACAAAGUUGUGCUUUUGAAGUGUCAUCGUUGUUGUAAUGUAGAAAAUGUGGCAGCAAAUUUACACAGAGCAACUUUCUACAAAAAGCCAGAUGACAAUGAAAAGACAGUUCUGAGGGUGGCAAUAGCUUAUUGGCAUUAUGACUGGACUGUAAAUCCAAAGACCCGGAUAACAUUCUGGGGAAGAGGGUUCAAAUCCUGCCAUGGCAGAUGGUUGGGUUUGAAUUCAGUAAAAUAUUUGGAAUUAAGAAUUUAGGGAUAGCCAUGAAUCCAUUGUCGUUUGUUGGGGGGAAAAAACCCAACUGGUUCACUCGUGUUCUUUAGGGAAGGAAACUGUCAUUCUUACUUGGUCUGGUCUACGUGUGACUCCAGAACCACAGCAAUGUGGUUGAUUUUGAACUGCCCUCGGGGUAGUUAGGAAUGGACAAUAAGUGCUGCCUAGCUAGUGGCAUCCUUAUCCUGUUAAUGAUUUAAAGAAUAAAAAAAAACUGCUUUUGUGAUAAAAGCUGAAAGUUCUGGGGAAAGCCAAGAGGUUUGGUAGCAUCUGUGGAGAGAAAAGUAAAGUUAAUGUUUGCAGUCCAAUUUGAUUUUACAAUAGUGUCAUUACUGGAUUGAAGACAUUAACUCUAUUUCUCUCUGCUGCCAGGCCCGCUGCGUUCUUCGAGCACAGUGAUGCAUGUUAGGAGUCAACCGUCUGUUCGUAGGUAUCAGAAGGUUAUGAGUUCAUCUCACCCUCCAGAAAUGUGCACUGUGUAAGCUGAUACUCCCAGUGCACAGUAAGGUCCUUCUGCAUGUUGAAGGUUCUACCUUUUGAAUAGCCAUGAAAGGGACACUGCAUCUGUCCAAUUAGAAUGUAAAAGAUCAUGUGGGAUUUUUCAAAAAAAAAAUUGGUAGGGUCCUGGCCAACAUUUAAUCAAUGAACAGCUUGCAUUGUUGUUCGUAGGACCUCUGUUCAUUUUGUUUUUCAUUCAUAAGAUGAGGGCAUUGCUGACUACGCCAAUGUUUAUAACCCAUCCCCAUUUGAGUCAACCACAUUGCUGUGGGUCUGGAAACAAAUGUAGGCCAGAACAGAAAAGGAUGGCAGAUUCCUUCCCUUAAGUACAUUAGUGAACCAGAUUUUCUUUUUUCCUGACAACAGUUUCAGAGUCAUCAUUAGUCUCUUAAUUCCAGAAUUUUAUUGAAUUCAAAUUGCACCAUCUGCUAUGGUGGGAUUUGAACCAGCGUUCCCAGGUCAUUACAUGGGUCUCUGGAUUAACAGUCCAUUGAUAAUACUGCUAGGCUAAUGUCUCCCCAAACCACAAAUGUGCUGUAUCCUUUCCUUAUUACAACUACAAAAUUACUUUGUUAGGCUAUUAAAAAACUUCAUGGCUCCUCAAAGCUAUUCAGUGUCUCUAUACUGCAUCUUUUUUAAUGCUAUAUGCAUUUUUGCUUUAUUAUUUAUGUGAACUUAAACCAUUUUCUUGUUCAGCAAUGGAAACUGUGUAAUUCAGCUGUGUAAUCCUGACAGUACAAAAAUCAUAUAUAAUUCUAACAAAAAACUUUUCUUCAAUGUUUGAAAUAUCUGUAAUCCAUUAAAGCAUCAUUUUGUUUUCAAAAUUUGAAUCACAAUGUAUUCUAAUGCUGGAAAAUGUACCAAUACACAAAUAUAGAAUUUGUAUGAAAUAUCUUUUCUAAAAAUGUAGUAACAUACUUGGCUUUUUGCGUUUUGUCAUUCAAAUAAAGCCUCAUGUCUCUCAAAA